This is a messenger RNA of Doryrhamphus excisus (bluestripe pipefish), 1112 nucleotides long. RefSeq names its product SWI5-dependent homologous recombination repair protein 1 (gene sfr1). Gene Ontology annotation, cellular component: Swi5-Sfr1 complex. The record is from RefSeq and is a predicted model, not a curated record. Gene Ontology annotation, biological process: double-strand break repair via homologous recombination; positive regulation of DNA-templated transcription. NCBI's taxonomy places the organism in Eukaryota, Metazoa, Chordata, Actinopteri, Syngnathiformes, Syngnathidae.
UACGUCAUCACAGUCCAACCAAUCACAUGCUUUGGAGGGUUUCCGAACCCCAAAACACGGAAACGCAGAAAACGGUUUCCGUUGACGUCGCCUUCUCUGAUUUAAGGUUUCCCAUAGGUUCGUUUCAGUUGUUAAUUUGGCUAAUUGUCGCUAACAUUCUGAGGGAGGGACGCUUGGUUAGUUCUUGUUGUUUCAUGGGGGUCACGGCGCAGAAUGUCAAAUAAGUUAGCGUGUAGUUCUCGGUCACUUUUGGAGAGCAGCCCGAUUGAAGCCAAUGAGACGCCUCCUUGGAAGAUGAGCUGCUCCCUGAAGGAGCGUCUGAGGAGGUCACGGCGCUCCUUCACCUCGCCUUUCGCCGUGGCCAAGCGCCUUUGCGUGGAGGAGGAGGAUGGCCCGGCGCUUCCAGCACAUUCCCAGAUAGCGCACAAUACUAACACAAGCGCUCCACUUGUCAGCCUGUCUGCUGGCGUCAAUGGACAGGAAGUCAGAGCCGGGAGUGAAAAGUUCUCCGUAAUGAUUCCGGGAUGCGUGGGCGGUCAUUCUGAAGACUUUGCACAGCAACGGGAGCGACUCAGCAGGGAGGUGAAGGACAAGACGGAGACCUUACGUCGACUUACGAUGGUGAAGAUGUACAGACGCAAGAAUGACCUCACACAGCUCCAGACCUUGAUCGACAAGUGGCGGCAUUGUGCCCAGGAUGCACUGUAUCAGCUCCAGUCCGACGUCCCGGUUGAUGGACGCAAGGCCGGCCUGUCCGAGCUCAUCGACCUCUUUGGACUGGAUGACAAAAUCCUGCACUUUGACCGCACAGAAGACGAUUUCACUUCCUGAAUGUGCUCUCAAACACACCCACGAGGUUGACAAAGAAAGCUUGGAAGUCCACCACAAUAAGGAAGUCAUCUUUUACGGGUGUAAAAAUCACUCCACAACUGCUCUUCUCUUCAAAGGCUGGAAGGAGCAGGGUGACUUCCUUCCUACAAAUGUUGACAUGAAUGAAAGAAUGAUGGUGUUCUACCUUAGAGGUCCCACUGAAGUCCAAAUGAUGUUUAUUUCACGUUGUAGCUGAGGGCUACUCAAGUCAACUGGAAAUAAAAGCUGCUUGUCUGACUGUU